UUAUCAUUUCGAAUCUCUACAUCUACAUCCCUAUCAUAUUUGCAUCAUCUCUCAUAGUUUCUUAUAGGUUAAGGCACUCAAACCUAUAUACAUUGAAGAAGUAUGAAUUUUAAAAAUUUAAGAAUUAGCUCAUCCUAUGCGAUUCUAUUUGAUUGAGCUCUUAGAUGGCUUGAUGUAAAAUAUACCUAUAGUGAAAAUAGUUAAUACUAUAAUGUUAAGUGUUUAUCUACAUAUAAUGAAAAAUAGGUUUAUAGAAGACUGACUGAUCAAUCUGUUUUGAACAUCCUAAUGGAAAUAUUUACGAUAAAACUUGCAAAAACAAAAUUG
Paramecium octaurelia is the source of this 327-nucleotide messenger RNA. Lineage: Eukaryota; Ciliophora; Oligohymenophorea; Peniculida; Parameciidae. The record is from the annotation of a GenBank genome assembly.